This is a messenger RNA of Periophthalmus magnuspinnatus, 929 nucleotides long. RefSeq names its product ribonuclease P/MRP 30 subunit (gene rpp30). The record is from RefSeq and is a predicted model, not a curated record. Gene Ontology annotation, molecular function: RNA binding; structural constituent of ribosome. Gene Ontology annotation, cellular component: nucleolar ribonuclease P complex; ribosome. Bases 40 to 855 code for a protein of 271 amino acids. Gene Ontology annotation, biological process: tRNA processing; translation. The transcript has 12 exons. Lineage: Eukaryota; Metazoa; Chordata; Actinopteri; Gobiiformes; Gobiidae.
CGUCAGUUCCACGCAGCGCGGUGCACGUUUAGCUGCACGAUGUCUGUGUUUAUGGACCUAAAUCUGACUUUUACCGGGGACAAGGACGAGCUCCGGAAGUUGGUGGAGACAGCGGCUCACCUGGGAUACUCAACUGUGGCCAUUAAUUAUGUCUUUGAACCAGACACCAAAAAGAAAACACCUGUGCCCACUCCUCUACCCAUUUCAGAGCUCAUCCAGACCCCUCCCAUUGUCCAGGGCCGCUCUCAGCCAAUCAAAAUCCUCAACAGACUGACCAUCAUGAUGUCAGACUCCAGCCACUACAGAGCCAGUUGUCCUGAGUACAGACACUACGAUCUUUUGGCCGUUCAGCCUGACACUGAUAAACUGUUUCUGUCGGCCUGCAUGACCUAUGACAUCGACCUCAUCUGUCUCAGCGUGAGCGACAGGCUGCCCUUCUUCUACAAGAGAGCUCCGGUCUUUGGGGCUCUGGAGCGUGGUGUAGCGUUUGAGGUCUCAUAUUCUGCAGCCAUCAGAGACUCCACCAGGAGGCGCUACACUCUGGCCAACGCCAUGUUCCACUCCGACAUCUGCAAAGGAAAGAAUAUGGUGGUGUCGAGCGCUGCAGAGAAGGCUCUGGAGAUCCGAGGACCCUAUGAUGUCAUGAACCUGACGCAGCUCUUCGGUUUGACGGAGCGCUGUGGGAAAGACGCCGUGACCACGAACUGUCGCUCAGUGGUGCUGCACGGAGAGAGCAGGAAAACCGCAGGAGGCAUCAUCCGCACCUUUAAACGGCCGGACACAGCACAGAUAAACUUAAGUGAGGAUUGUCCCGCUUCUAAACGAGCAAGAGCCGACAUCACAGAAGGAAAUUAAAAUGUUUAACUUGUAAAUAUUCAACUCUGAAAUUCUGAGUUAGAUUUGAUUUAAAUAAAAUUACUCAAAAUAUG